This is a messenger RNA of Nelumbo nucifera (sacred lotus), 2401 nucleotides long. RefSeq names its product BTB/POZ domain-containing protein At5g47800-like. NCBI's taxonomy places the organism in Eukaryota, Viridiplantae, Streptophyta, Magnoliopsida, Proteales, Nelumbonaceae. The record is from RefSeq and is a predicted model, not a curated record.
AUUCAAUCAGCUUAUUACGAUGGUGUAUGCGAAAGAAGGAAUGAUGAUUAAUUACAUUACUAUGUUGACUAAACCAACAAAUCUACCUCAUUUAUUCAUUCAUCGUCUUUUUGGGGUCUCAGUCUCGCUUUUUCUUUAGCCACCUUAUCGUGUACAUUUCACCCGGUGAAUACAACAGAAACCCGUGAACUCCUUCCUAUUCUCUUUAUUAUAAGUAAUAACCCUCUCUCUCUCUCUUUCUCUCUCUGUGUGUUUUGAUUUGGUUAGCUUUCUGAAUGUGGGGCUUUGGAGUUCGGAACUUGGGCGGUUUUCAGUAGUUGGAAAUACAGUCGAGUUGCUUUCCAGAGGCGGCAGCUGAGAGAACGAUUAUCAGACAAGGAGCACGGAUCAGUUCUAUUAACUAAAGUGGGCGGACUCAAGAGCAUGUGAUACGAGAUUAGUUGGGAGAAACCAUUAGUUAACCAAGACAAGAAUGAAGUUUAUGAAACUUGGGACCAGGCAUGAUACCUUCUACACAGAAGAGGCAAACAGGUCUGUCUCUUCAGAUGUGCCAAGCGACCUCACCAUACAAAUUAACAACAUUAAGUAUCUGCUUCAUAAGUUCCCACUCCUUCCAAAAUGUGGCCUCUUACAAGGACUCUGUUCUGAUACUGACAACCCUAGCGAAAUAUCAGUAGUAGAGCUUCAUUUAAUUCCUGGAGGAGAAGAAGCUUUUGAGCUGUGUGCUAAGUUCUGCUAUGGUAUUGCUAUUAGUCUCAGUGCUCGAAACAUUGUACCUGCAUUAUGUGCUGCAAAGUUCCUUAGGAUGAAUGAAUCUGUUGAGAAGGGAAAUUUUGUCAUGAAGCUUGAAACCUUCUUCAACUCAUGCAUCCUUGAAGGUUGGAAGGAUUCAAUUGUGACACUACAAACCACAGCACAGCUAUCAGAGUGGUCUGAAAAUCUUGGAAUCAUCAGGCGGUGCAUUGACUCAAUUGUUGAGAAGAUUCUCACACAUCCAUCCAAGGUUACAUGGUCCUUCACUUACACCAGGCCAGGAUACACAGAAAAGCGCCACCAUUCUGUCCCAAAGGAUUGGUGGACAGAGGACAUAUCUAAUCUCAAAAUAGACCUUUUUCAAUGUAUAAUUGCAGCAAUAAAAUCAACAAAUAUGCUCCCACCACAGCUCAUUGGAGAAGCAUUGCAUGUAUAUGCAUGCAGAUGGCUACCAGUAACAACAGAGAAUACAGUAUCUCAGACUGAAGAAGCCAAGGAGAAACAUCAGAAGCUGCUUGAGAGCAUUGUAAGUAUGAUACCAACUGAUAAGGGAUCAGUCUCAAUUGGGUUCCUGUUGAAGCUACUGAGCGAGGCAAAUUUUCUUGGUGUAUCCUCUUCGACAAAUGCCCAGCUCAUAAGGAGAGCAGGUAGGCAACUAGAGGAAGCAACUGUUAGGGACUUGCUCUUCCCCUCAUACUCAUCUACAGAUCGGCAUUUCUAUGAUAUCGACUUAGUAGGGGCAGUUCUAGAAAGUUUCUUGAUACAAUGGAGAAGAAAAGGCUCUCCAGAAGACAGUGAGUCUGUAAAAGUGAUAAGGAAGGUAGCACAGGUUAUUGAUUCAUAUCUCCAAGUUGUUGCAAGGGACGUCAAUAUGCCAGCUUUGAAGGUAGUCAUUCUUGCAGAAUCCUUGCCAGAAAUUGCCCGGCCACAGCACGAUGAGAUUUACAAGGCAAUCAACAUUUAUCUCAAGGAGCACCCAGAUUUAAGCAAAGCAGAGAAGAAGCACCUCUGUCGAAUUCUGGACUGCAGAAAAUUAUCUCCUCAGGUAUGCGCACAUGCGGUAAGGAAUGAGCGGCUGCCAUUGAGAACGGUAGUGCAAGUGCUGUUCUUCGAACAGGAGAGAGGUGUCAGGCCAACCACUCACCAACCCCCACAAGACGAGGUCAUCCCUGGAGAUGGACACCAGAUGCCAAUUCACAGAGACAAGAAUUACAGCAAGUCAAAAGUAUCUGAUCAAACAAAUCAUCCUAAAACGAUGAGACUAGAUGAAAAGCUGGCGGUGGAGUUGGAAAAGAUGGUGGUUGCCAGGAGAGAGGUGAGGGAAGCGGAUACUAAGAAGGGGCAAGAGAUAAGAGAGGAAGCAAAGUCUGGAAGCAAGAUGGAAGCUAAGAAAAUGGAGAGGAAGAGCAAAUCAAAAGUAAGAGAAACGUCGUCCUAGCUAUCUCUGCACUUCUUUUUUGCUCCUUGUAAAUCUAUCCAAAAGUGCGCCAUUUCACCACAGAUCUUGUGAACCUUUAAUUAUGCCCGCUUUUCAUUUCUUUCUGUUCAUUUGCUUAACUAAUGGCUCAUCCAAUCCAUAGAAAGCUGAAGUGCAGAAACAAUUCAUACACUGGUCUUCAAUGCUUAAUAAGUUUGGUUACUAUAACUA